UAACUCAGCUGACGCUCCCGAGGCUUAUGCUGUAUGCUUGCUGCCACUGCUCAAUCACACAUUUCUAGAGGUCAGCCUACUGGCAGUUUGUUACAAGUUCGAGGAGUCAACCUACUCGCAGUCUGUUUCAAUGAAAAUGUAUGGCAUAGACAAGGACCGACAUUUCAUACAUCUUCAUUGUCUGUGGAUUGUCGGCUAUGUUGCCUCCUCCCCCCUGCAUUCCAUUCCUGUCCCAAUCUCUUGCAAUGUGGGAAACCAAGCCAUCCUUCCCUGCAAGUGGAAGUCCCAGCUAGACAACGUCCCAGUUUGCCAUGUCCAGUGGCAGACACCUGAUGAGACCGUGUUUGAACAGAUGGGGGCGCAACGGUGGCAGGCAACCGAGUUUGAGGGGCGGGCGGAGGUACCUGAGGAAAAGCUGUGGGGGGGAGACUGCUCUCUGAUCUUGAGUGACGUGCAGUUUGGGGAUGUGGGCCUUUACGAGAGCUUCAUGGUGGUUGACAGGGCACGUAAUAAGAGGCGGGUGUUCAUCCAGAGUGUCCAGCUCUCAGUCCAUGACCACACGUCCGAGGUGUCCUUGAGGGUGGGUAAAACCCUGUCCCUGAAGCUCCACACUCCCCAGGCCAUGAAAGUGGUCUUCCAGGGGAGGAACAGCACAGAGUUGACGGUCCUGUGGAUGAGGGGUGAAGAGGUCAACAGGGGUCGUCUUGAGGAGGCUGRAGGGYUUGUGGUCCUCAAAGGGUUGAAAAUAGACGACUGUGGGACCUAUACCGUGUUGGAUUCCCAUGGGCUGCCGGUUAGCACGGUUCAUCUUACAGUGGAAGCAUAUCAGGUUGAUGAAACUCAAAAUUUCCAUCAGAUCCAGGUCAAACCAGCACCUGUAGGUAAAUCAACAUAUAACAGGUCCUCCUCUCUGSUUAUGUUAUUURUCCUGCUGUUCAGUCCCCUGAUUCAACAUCUCCUCUAACAACGAUCUUGCCUCUUCCAUUUUUUGUGGUAAUGCUGCAAUUAAUUGGUUGUAAUUUUGGGUAGAGCAGACAUUUCCAU
Molecule: messenger RNA, 1044 nt
Organism: Salvelinus sp. IW2-2015
Lineage: Eukaryota; Metazoa; Chordata; Actinopteri; Salmoniformes; Salmonidae
Source: RefSeq, a predicted model, not a curated record